Molecule: messenger RNA, 750 nt
Organism: Dendrobium catenatum
Lineage: Eukaryota; Viridiplantae; Streptophyta; Magnoliopsida; Asparagales; Orchidaceae
Exons: 3
Coding region: 1-750 (249 amino acids)
Molecular function (GO): nucleic acid binding; zinc ion binding
Source: RefSeq, a predicted model, not a curated record
AUGGAUCAGACUCCUGUGCUUGCACUAUAUUGCUGGGAUGAGGUCAAUAUAGCGAGAAUUGCUUCUUGCUUUGGAUCCCCAAUGUACUUAGAUGGCAAUACCUUUCGCUGGGGAAAGCGUGAGUUUGGUCGGGUAGAUAGCUCAACUGGGAGGUUCUUCCAAUGGGUGGAGUACGAGAAGAUUGAUCUUCUUUGCUACCAGUGUGGCAAAGUGGGUCAUGAAGUUAAUGCCUGUCCAGAGAAUGUGAAACUUGGGAUUCUAGAUCAAAAGUUGAGGAUGACAGAUGCAGCUAAUGAGGAAGGUAAUAAGGCUGUGACUGACAAUAAGACGUUAGUGAUCAGUUCUGAAUAUGGCUUGUGGAUCCAGGUCCAUUUUAAAAAUAGAAGGGUGUUCAAUAGUAAUGUUACUAAUAGGAGAAUAAUUGGCGAUAGGGAUAAUACUGAGAACAUAAUAAAUAUUGAGAAACCUCCAGAAAUUCAGUUAAUCAAUAGAUUUGUUGCGUUAAUUGAAGUUAGUAAAGAAGAAGGCAGUGGUAAGUAUGAAGAAAUUGAUAAAUCAAUAGACAAGGUUAUGGAUGUAGCUGAUCCAGAAUUCAAUCAUAUGGGUGUGGGGUCUCAAAGUGGUGCUGCUAAAGUAAAGUUAGCCAAGGAGUUGAGAUCUUUAGGGCCAGUUGAACCUGGCUAUAAGAAGAAAAAGAAGGAUGGAAGGCAGAAUUCCCACAAUGGGGAGAAAUCCCCUAUACUUGUUUAA